Molecule: messenger RNA, 582 nt
Organism: Electrophorus electricus (electric eel)
Lineage: Eukaryota; Metazoa; Chordata; Actinopteri; Gymnotiformes; Gymnotidae
Source: RefSeq, a predicted model, not a curated record
AUGGCGACAGUUAUUCGGAUACACUUCAAAAGGAAAGGCGCGUGGCCGGCAGCCUACCCGGCUCCUGUUUGGGAGGAGAUCCCUUACGCACGCGAGCAGGGCAAUCCAGACGAAACCUGCAACAACUAUGAAGCCAAAGCUCAAAUAAGAUGUGAGCCGUUUAACCAGUGCGGGACUUGCUCCUUCUUCAGGUGGUGUUCCAACGUGGAAAACUACACCGCGUGGAAAGUGGGGGAUUAUGGGAAGGUUUCCGGACGAGUCCGCACGAAAGCUGAGAUCUACAAAAACGGGCCAAUCAGGCAAGGCUUCGACCUCAGAAGCACAUAUGAUAUGGAGCAGAGGCCUGGAGGCGUGUUUGCUGAGCCUCAUUACCUCCCCGUCAUGAACCACAUCAUAUCCGGGGCUGGCUGGGGGGCUGAGGACAGCAUCGAGUACUGUAUAGUCCGCAACUCCUGGGGAGAGUUUUGGGGUGAGGUAGGUUGGGCCUGAAUUGUCACCAGCUCGUAUAAGGGAGGUAAAGGGGAGCAGCAUAACCUUGCCAUGAAGGAGGACUACACGUAUGGAGACCCCGUAGUGGCUUAA